AUGGCGCGUUCACCGUCUCGCGCUGCAUCACCUGCGCUAGCCAAGUCGCCCAAGUUAACGAAGGCGCCGAAGUCCCCAGUGUCCCUGAGGUCGCCAGCGUCCCCAAGCAGUCCACAGAGACAGGCGGUCGCCCCGCCAGACAAAAAGGGUCAAACGCUGGCCUCUCCGACCAAAGGCGGUCCCCGUAACUUGAAAUUGCAGGGACCAGGAGAGUAUCCCAGCUUCCCCGACAUAUCGAUGCCUUCGCAUCCAGACACACCCAAUUCGGCGGCGCCGCUACGGUCGCGCAAGACGACGCUUCUCUGCGCCUGUUGCAGCACCGUCGUGGUGCUGGCGGCCACGCUGGUGGCCAUGUCUGUACUGGCAAAGAAGACGGGCUGGAUCGGCCACGCGUACUGUCACACGGACGACUGCAAGCGCGUCAACGCGAUGCUGCUGGAGGCGCGCAACGAGAGCGUCUCGCCGUGCGACAACUUCUACCAGCACGUGUGCGGCGGAUGGCCUCGCAACCACAGCGGCCUGUCCGUGUACGACGAGCACACCAACACGUUCAUGCGCAGGCUCGCCUCGUACCUGGUCACGACGGUGGUAGGCGACCAGGCGGGUCCGUCCGAGAAGACUGCGCGCUUCUACCAGACCUGCGUGACGGUCGUGGUGGACGGGCGGGACCAGACCAAGGAAUUCCAGGAGGCCUUCCGGCAAGCGGGCGUCUACUGGCCCCGGUUGGGACCGAAGGACGACGACGCCUACGUCGUCGCUGCCAGCGUCUACGCCCACUUCCUAUUCGGCUCGAUGCUCGAGAUCCGAAGAGUCGAGUCGUUCACCGGCGAGGUGUACCUCAGCGUCGCGCCGGGCAUCGCCAUCUUCAUAUGGAGGCGUAACUGGGUCUUGUUCCUGAACAGCUCCGACGACAGCGUCUAUCGCAACUACUACGCCAGGUCACUCACCGCGUACGCCUCGGACAUGACGGGAACGGUGGACUUCGACACCUUCGUCCAGAUUGAGAACAAGGUGUUCGCCGAGCUUCUGUUCCCCGGCCGUUCAGCGGGCAGCCAGACGCUGGAGAGUAUGUCCAAGCUGGAAGACACUAUGAGGCCGUACAGCGCGAGAAAGCUGAUCGCGUUCGUCGCGCAGACCUACAAUAUGACCCCGUCGACACCGGUGCACGUGAAGGGACUCGCAUACAUGAAGAAAUUCGGUGAACUCCUGGAGGAACUGGGGGACGACAAGGUCAUCUUCUACCUCGGCUGGCUGCUACUGCAGCGCGCACUAAUUCUCGUGAAAGCAGAAAGGCCCGCGUCAUACGCUCGUGCGAUGGCGCAGUUGAUGUGGCGUGCUCUGGACAGGCGCACGAACGCCCUGUGGUACGAGUACUUCGGAGCCAGGGUGUCGGCGCGCAUCUCGAGACCCCAGGAGGUCGACUGCCUGGAGCUCACCGAGCUCAUGCUCGGCUGGGCGCUGUUCUACCGGUUCACGCGCGACGCGAGCGGCAAGAACACCGAGAUGGUGGGCGCCAUAGCCGAGACUCUGGGCGGGGCAUUCAAGCAGCAGCUCGCGUACAACAAGUGGCUCGGCGACAUAGGCCUCACCGAGAAGAACUUCACGGAGCUUCUGUUCUACCGGAAGCGGUUCUCGGAGGCCAAGCUACGUCAGCGGCUGGCCAACGUGACGGACAUGACCGACUCGGUCGUGGCCAACUUGGUCUCCGUGGCCCAAACGAGGCGCAUGAUGUCCGAGGCGGAUUGGGACGACAUGCGCACCUUCUACAUGUGGGACAUGCGAACCGUGGACAAGUACUCGCUGUACAACAAGGAGCGCCACAGCCUGCGAGCGCUGCCCCUGUUCGGGGAGCUGCCGCUGUUCGGCGAGGGUUCGACGGACGCCGCAAACUACGGCGCACUGGGCACGCUGAUCGGGGCGGCCGCCGCCGAAUUGAUCGUCGACAGGGCUCCGAAAGAGAGUAAGGAGGUGUUGGAAAGCCGGCUGAGUUGCUACUACAACAAGUCGGCGAUUACGCCCAAAGCACGAGACCCCCUCUACCGGUCGGCGGCUGUCGACAUCGCGUACCAGGCAUUCGACGCCGACGCAACCAAUAGACAGGACCUGAAGGACUUCAAACGCGACCAGACUUUCUUCCAGAUGAUGUGCUACCUGACGUGCGAGGGCAAUCCGAAGGACAUCCCGGAUGCGGAGCUAAACUGCAACCAAGGAAUUAAGGACAGCCGUCACUUCGGAAGGAUAUUCGGCUGCCCGCUCGGGUCGCCCAUGAAUCCUAAGGACAAGUGCCGCUUGUUCAGCUGA
Molecule: messenger RNA, 2301 nt
Organism: Rhipicephalus sanguineus (brown dog tick)
Lineage: Eukaryota; Metazoa; Arthropoda; Arachnida; Ixodida; Ixodidae
Product: endothelin-converting enzyme 2-like
Exons: 9
Coding region: 1-2301 (766 amino acids)
Biological process (GO): protein processing
Cellular component (GO): plasma membrane
Molecular function (GO): metalloendopeptidase activity
Source: RefSeq, a predicted model, not a curated record